Molecule: messenger RNA, 1120 nt
Organism: Rhipicephalus sanguineus (brown dog tick)
Lineage: Eukaryota; Metazoa; Arthropoda; Arachnida; Ixodida; Ixodidae
Exons: 5
Coding region: 244-1092 (282 amino acids)
Source: RefSeq, a predicted model, not a curated record
CCUAGGUUCUCUGCACCUUCUGCACCUUUUCACGGUGCGCUGCACCUCGCUCCUCGAUUCCCCAAGGUACAGCGGCGCCCCCUGCACCACAGUCCUCGAUUGUGCAGGGUGUAGGUAAGGUGCUGCCGCGGUGCCGCGAACCCUUGCACCUUCCAGCGAGAGGGUGCAGCAUUUUGGUGCAGGUGCAGCCUCGCACACAAAUCCCCUCGCGUGCCUGGCAGACAGCACUUGCAGACGACCAAAAUGUCGGUGGUUGCAGAAAUCGAUGGUGUCUCCACAGAAAUCUACCCGAUUGUGGACGAGCUUGGGGUCAUAAUGCUAGACGGCGACGCCGAACUCUACGCAACAGCAGAUGGGAGAACAUUGCGGGUGGUGUGUGCGUCGGGUCGCCUUACCGGCCUUACCACCGCUGACCCGACAAACGGGCGUGCUACGCCCGCUACUGCCGCUACGCCUACAACGCCGCAAAAAUGCGCCAUCCCGACAACGCAGGCGUCCACUCCAACAGCUGCCGUGCUCCCUCAGAGUCGCGCACGUUGCGACGACUCCGAAGAAGUGCUAUGGAGCGGCCGACGGACGAGGUUUUUGAUCCAAAAAUACAAAGAGAAUUUCGGCAAUAUCGGCAAGAAGGGAGGACUGAGGAACAAAAAGCAGCUCUUUUUGUACCUAACAGAUGCCGUAAAUGAGGAAUUUGAGUGCUCAUUGAGUGUUGUACAGGUGACAAAUAAAUGGAAAUCUCUCGAGAGAGCAUACAAGAGAGCCCGCGAAAACAACAAAAAGUCCGGCAGCGGAACUGCGGAGUGCAGGUUCAAAGAGGAGAUGUCGGACCUCAUGGAAAAGCAACACCAUGUAAGUCUGACUGUGACUUACACGCAGGGACGUAAAAUGGUUCGAGAAGACAGGCUGGAAAAGGAACCAGAGGCUACAGUCUCCACUGCCCCAGUCAGCCAGGAAUCAAGGGCACACCUGAAGUGCAACAGCGUAGGUCAAAAGGCCCGCCUUUGGUCCAGCUGCUGCGGAAGCUGGAUGAAAUUGAAAAAAACAGGGCUGCUCGUCAUGCGGAGAAAAUGGCCCUGUUUGAGCGCUUUGUGAGUGCAUACGAGGCAAAAAAAUAAAUGUC